This is a messenger RNA of Zophobas morio, 2490 nucleotides long. Its product is annotated as probable ATP-dependent DNA helicase HFM1. The transcript is spliced from 38 exons. The coding region runs from base 21 to 2471 and encodes 816 amino acids. The record is from RefSeq and is a predicted model, not a curated record. Gene Ontology annotation, molecular function: ATP binding; nucleic acid binding. Lineage: Eukaryota; Metazoa; Arthropoda; Insecta; Coleoptera; Tenebrionidae.
UUCACUUUCUUCUACGUCUAAUGGAUUUCAUACCUGAAUUUCCUUCGGACGUCGACAAAACGUUAGAAAGUAUUUUUAACAUUGAUCCCAGAAAGUCUAGGGACUUACAUUUGGGGCACAGUGUUUCCUUUAUCCACGAAAGACCUAAUAACUCUUGCAUUCCCCCUUCAAACUGGCAGCAUUGCGAGUCAAGAAAAUUAAGAUCCUUGGAUGAAAUCCCCAAAAAUUAUCGUUACAUUUUCGAAUUUGCUUAUUUUAAUAAAGUUCAAAGCCAGUGCUUGGAUGAGGUUUUUUUUUCCGAAGUAAACUUUGUCUUGUCGGCUCCUACUGGGUCUGGCAAAACUGUGGUGUUUGAAUUAGCAAUCGUACGAGAACUAUUAUCCUUGAACGACCUCUCUUCUGAAGCUUUUAUGGUCUAUGUUUCGCCAUUGAAGGCAUUAUGCUCGCAAAAGCUUUUAGAAUGGGCUAAAAAGUUUGCUAGGUUGGGUAUAAGAUGCGCUGCGAUAACAGGGGAUACGCUUGAUGAAGACUUGGAAAAGGUAGAAACUUCUAAUAUUAUCCUUACGACUCCUGAGAAGUGGGACAGCGUAACUCGGCGUUGGUCCUAUUAUCCGAGCUUGAAAAAGACUAUAAAUCUUCUAAUGCUGGAUGAAGUCCAUCUGCUCAACGAAAGACCCAGAGGGGCUACUUUAGAGGCUCUUGUUAGUCGUAUGAAAGCUUUAAGCCCCAACGCGAGGUUUAUUGCAGCAUCAGCGACUAUACCCAACAUUGAAGACCUGGCCAACUGGUUAACUACUUCACGAAGAGCAACUUAUAAAACCUUAGAUGCCUCGUACCGCCCAGUUCAUUUAAAACAAGUGGUUUUGGGUUUUCCUGAAGCCCCUAAUCCUUACCUUUUUGAUACAAGGCUGAAUUAUAAGCUUUUAGACUUGAUUGACCAAUAUAGCUGCGGCAGGCCAUGUUUAGUGUUUUGCAGUACGCGGAAGGGGACCCAACAGGCAGCGCAAGAAGUUUUCAAUAUGCUCACUCUAAGAAGGAGAACAUUACAUAACUCGUCAACUCCUAAAACUUAUAUAGAAACGGAGAUGUUGAAGUUGUCCGACAAAACACUUAAAGAAUAUAUUAAAGCGGGUAUCGCAUUCCACAACGCUGGUGUUUCUAAUAGAGACAGAAGUAUUAUAGAAAAUUUAUUUAUCAAAUCAUAUCUACCAGUUAUAUUUUCCACUUCAACUUUGGCUAUAGGCGUUAAUCUUCCUGCACAUUUAGUUAUUAUUAAGUCUACCCAAUAUUAUGAGCGGCAAAAAUUUGUAGAAUAUAGUGAAACCCAAAUAUUGCAAAUGAUUGGUCGGGCUGGAAGACCCCAAUUUGACAAAACGGCAACUGCCAUAAUUUUGACAACAAAUACCACAAAGGCAAACUACGAAAACUUGUUAUCAAACGCACAACCCAUUGAAAGCAGAUUGUUAGAAAAUCUUAGUGAGCACUUGAACACUGAAAUAGUUUUGGGAUUAAUUUGCAGUCUGGAUUCGGCACUACUUUGGUUAAAAUCGACUUUUUUGUAUCAAAGAAUACAAAGCUCGCCGCAGGCUUAUGGCUUAUCAAGCAACCUUACUUCUGCUGAAAUAGAUAAACAAUUACUGGAAGGAACAUGUAUGAAGGCAAUUAAUAGCUUGAUCUCGAGUGGUUUAGUUAACUUUGAGGAAAACUCUUUAUCACUUAUACCCACUGAACCAGGAAGGUUGAUGGCUAAAUAUUGUCUGUGUUGCGAAACUCUCUCUAAGCUCUUAAAGAUUGGUGCGGAGUGUGACCUAAAAAACAUGAUUGAAGUUUUCUGUGACUGCAGAGAACUUCUUGAUGAGAUUAGCUUACGUACUAAAGAAAAAAGCAUUUUAAAUGCGUUAAAUAAUUCUAAAACUUUACCUUUAAGGUUUAAAAUAAAAGGUAAAAUAAAAACUGUUUCGCAAAAAAUCAAUUGCCUUUUGCAAGCCACUCUGGGAUCCGUUCAGAUUAGUGAUUAUGGGCUCAUGCAAGAUUCACAGAGAGCCAUGAAUGUUGCACAGAGGAUAUCAAGAUGUUUACAUGAUAUAAUUUAUUUACAAUGCUCUGACCCCAAGACUUUAGUUACCGCCUCAGUACUAUUACAAACUUUUCGAGCUCAGAUGUGGUUCGAUUCGAAAUAUCUAGCAAGACAAUUGGAUAAAAUAGGGCCGUCAUUAGCUACAACUUUUGUAUCAGCGGGGUUGCACUCCCUUAGUGCUAUAGAAAACGUGGACCCCCAGAGAGUAGAACUGUUAACCGGAAGAAAACCACCUUUUGGUAAAAAUGUUUUGCAACAACUUGCUCUUUUCCCUAAAUUUAUCUUAUCUUUCGAGAUAGUUCAAGACUCUAAAAUAUCCGUUCAGCUUUCAUUAAAAAAUUUUAACGAACGUUUGAACAUGUCUUUGUUCCCUAAAAAGGCUCAACUGCUGUGAGAUCUUCCACCACGCCAAU